Molecule: messenger RNA, 969 nt
Organism: Entamoeba invadens IP1
Lineage: Eukaryota; Evosea; Mastigamoebida; Endamoebidae
Product: palmitoyltransferase ZDHHC18, putative
Exons: 3
Coding region: 1-969 (322 amino acids)
Biological process (GO): peptidyl-L-cysteine S-palmitoylation; protein targeting to membrane
Cellular component (GO): Golgi apparatus; endoplasmic reticulum
Molecular function (GO): protein-cysteine S-palmitoyltransferase activity
Source: RefSeq, a predicted model, not a curated record
AUGUGCCCAACACAACCAAUAAUAUCAGAAUCAACAAAAAUAGACAUCAACAUGUUAAAUGAAUUUUCGAAAGAACAGCGCCUCGAAGAUAAAAAAGAACGCUUUCUGUUGACCAACGACGGUAAUUUUCCUAAAACAGUUCCGUUGUGUUGCAAAGGGCAUGUAGUCGGAGGGGGACAACCAUUUCAGUUUUUUAUCAUUAUUGGUGUGUUUUUAUUGUUGACUUCUUUGCACUCCGCGUUUACUCUUCGGUGGCUUUAUACAGCGGCACACCCUAUUUUUAUUGUUUUGUCAAUCAUCCUAUUUGUACCAACAAUAGUUUCAUUUAUGGACCCUGGUAUUGUACCAAGGAGAGUCUUUGGGUUGGGACGGAAUUCAAUGAUGUUAACGACCGACUCAAAGAUGGUCCAAUUUAAAAGUGCUGAUGUGGUAUUAUAUUAUUGUAAAUCAUGUUAUUUUGACAAACCUCCCAAAACAAUUCAUUGCAGACAAUGCAAUAAUUGUGUUGAUCAAUUUGACCAUCAUUGCCCGUUUCUUAAAAACUGUGUUGGAAGGCGAAAUUAUCGAGUGUUCUACACCAUGCUCAUUUUCUCGUUGACGUCAUUGUUGUACGUUGCAGUCACUUCUUUUCUUGCGUGUUUUUUGAUGAUUGAACGUCCUUGGUCGACAGAAAAUGCCAAAAGUGCUUUUAAACAGCACUUUUAUUUUGAGCCGAUCAUUUGUGCAUUGACUCUCCCUUUCAUAGUAUUUUCCGGUAAUUUGCUUGUGAUGCACACGUAUCAAAUAUCAAGAAGGAUAACAACGAAUGAAAGAAUAAAGAAAAUGCCGAACGUCUAUUCUUUAGGCUUUUGGGGGAAUUGGAAACAUUUUUUAUUUAGUCCAUUGCCUCCACCUUGUGUCAAUCAAAAGGUAAUAAGGAGGGGCAUCCAUUUCUACUCCCUUCAAAUCGACUUACCAAAUUUUGUAUAA